CUGCCUGCCAGCCACACAUAUAAACACUCAGAUCUUCACAGGUAUGGAGGAACUUCUGUUACCGAACGUUGAGGAGGAGGUGCGCUCUGACAGCAGCUCGUACGCGCCUGGAAAUGCAGAGAAGACGAUGGGGGACCAAAUGAAGACUUUCCUCCUGAAGACAGUGAAGGGGGACCUGAGGACGGUGAAGAAUUUCUUUAAGAGGAAUGGGCUGCUCACGCUGUCAGUCAUCUCUGUGAUCACCGGCUGCACGCUAGGCUUUAUGUUGAGAGGAAGUCAGAUGUCUACACAGGCCAAGAUCUACUUUUCUUUUCCUGGUGAGCUGCUGAUGAGGAUGCUGAAGAUGCUCAUCCUUCCUCUCAUCACGUCCAGUUUAAUGUCGGGUCUAUCAUCGAUGGAGUCGAAGGCAUGUUGCCGAAUGGGUGUCCUCACCGUCACAUACUACCUCUGGACCACCUUCAUCGCUGUAGUGGUCGGCAUCUUUCUCGUGAUCAUCAUCAAACCAGGUGUGGGCACAGAGAUGGAGAGCAACCGGCUGGGUGGCGGGCCUGUCAUGACCUCAGCUGAUGCCCUCCUCGACCUCAUCAGAAACAUGGUUCCUUCCAAUCUAAUUGAGGCCACAUUUCAACAGUACAAAACAGACCUGAUUCCCAUCCUCAAAGUCCCAACCAAAACAAUUCAGCCCAACUUUGUCUAUGUGAUCCCUGAUGACAAUGACCCCAAAGGGCGCAUGGUGUACCUCGAGCUGACUCCUCCUCCAGAUGUCAUAUACAAGACAAGUCCAGGCAGCAGCCAGCAGAUGAAUGUCCUUGGCAUCGUUAUCUUCUCUGCAACUAUGGGUUUGUUGCUGGGCAGGAUGGGAGAGCGAGGAGUCCCACUGAUCAAUGUCUGUCAGUGCAUCAACGAGUGUGUCAUGAAGAUCAUCAACGCUGCUGUUUGGUAUUUUCCAUUUGGGAUUAUCUUUUUGGUGGCGGGGAAGAUCCUGGACAUGCAGGAUCCGAGCACACUGGGGAAGAAGUUGGGCUGGUACGGUGUUACUGUGCUCACCGGGCUCUUUGUUCAUGGACUUGUCCUCCUUCCUCUCUUCUACUUCCUUCUCACCAGGAAGAACCCCUUCAGCUAUAUCCGUGGCCUCCUGCAGGCCUUGGUCAUCGCCCUGGCAACCUCCUCCAGCUCUGCCACACUGCCUAUCACCAUGAAGUGUUUGCUGGAAAACUGUCAUGUGGACCGGCAGAUCGCUCGUUUUGUUCUCCCAGUGGGUGCCACUAUCAACAUGGAUGGGACAGCUCUCUAUGAGGCAGUGGCAGCCAUCUUUAUUGCUCAGGUUAAUGACUACGAGCUGGACUUUGGCCAAUUGGUCACCAUCAGUAUCACAGCUACAGCCGCCAGUAUUGGAGCAGCUGGGAUUCCUCAGGCUGGUCUGGUUACCAUGGUAAUCGUACUCACAUCAGUAGGCCUGCCACCAGAUGACAUCACACUAAUCGUAGCCAUUGAUUGGAUCCUUGACAGGUUUCGUACCAUGAUCAACGUUCUUGGUGACGCCCUUGCAGCAGGAAUCAUUGCGCACCUCUGUCGGAAAGACUUUCCCCUGAGCACAGCAGGAAAGCCUGCGCCGUCCUAUGGGACGCAGACUCCGCACAAAAACUCCAACACGGUCGAUGUGCCAAUGACGGAGAUGCACACACACAAAGACUGCACGUUCGAUUUGACGGGUGACUCGGUGAGCCAGAUGAAUGCACACACAGUCUACUACAACAUCUGCCAGGUGUGAAUGGAGAGAGUGGAGCAACUCACCUUGCAAAGGUCCAACUGGGUCUGUGAGACCUCAUAGUGCCAUCUGAACAGGAUUGUUAAGAAGAGAUUAAUUCUAUACAGGAACCUCCUUCUUGGUGUCAGCUUGAUUAAACUAACUUGAGGUGGAGGUGGCCAAAACUGGACUGCUUAUUUCGGAGCUUCUCUUGCUCAUUAAGGACAAGAAAUGUGUGAGGUAACACAUUUCAGCAGCCUCUAUUGUUCUCAUUUUCAGCACUCCAGCAACCCCUCAACUCAUCUGUUGUCUCAAAAAAGCUCCUGUCUCUUUCAGGCCUGGGCAUAAGCCCACAUUCAUCUGAUUAGGCACUUUCUGGAAGCCUGCAGAGGGGCAGCACCCAGUGCUCAUGAACAGCACAGAGCAGUCUGAAGCUGGCACUUUUUGUUCACUGGGAUUACUUUUACAUUUAAUAACAUCAGAGACUGCAGCAGUGAAUGCAGGACAGAAAACAAGAAAAAGCAGAUAGGGUCCCUUUAAAAGAAGCCCUCCAGCUACAGGAAUUGCAGGCUUUAUUGCAUCGGCUUAUUUUGGUCCACUGUGGCUGAAAUAAAUGGGUUUGUGUUGCUGUGCUGAUCAUAGCCACCAUGUGGUUAGAAUGACUGGGUGUCACAUGUCACGAAUUAAAGCCACCUAAAUGUCAAACUAUUGUUUUUAUUAUUAUUGUUUGUAACUGCAGGUAAAAUGAGUUUUCCUUUCAGGAGAAGUUCAUUUUAUUCCGGUUUCAUAUAAGAAAUCCAGUUCCUGAUGUUGCCAGUGGAAACAUGGAGCUGUUUCCACUGGCAAGACACUGGACUGCGAUCUGAUUGGCUGAUGCUCGGUGCACACACUGGGUGAAGGGUUAAAGUGUAAUGAACAAAUUCAAGUGCUCUUCCUCUUGUAGAGUCAACCUUCUUCUGAUUCCUUUGUAUACAGUAGCAUGCUGGCAUGCGUUCUCACUGACUUCAUGCAAAGUCGAGGUGCAUUAUUUUCUUCUUUUUGUUUUUUGUUUUUUCACUUGAAUAUUGCAAAGGUAAACAAAGUGCUGUGUGGAUUUGUGGAAUUUUGUCGAUGACAGUUGCAGCUAAUGUGAACAGAUUUUAAUUUAAUUCUGGGUCUACUAAACAUUCAGAAUUGGUUACUUUCAGUGAUUUAUCAGAAGCCUCUGGAGCCACAAAACCAACUUUCUGUUAAGGCCAGGAGAUCUGAAAAGCACACCACAAAUAAGUGCUCUCAAUUUACUAAUUCACUUGUAAGGAUUAAUGAAAGGAGCUCUGCAUAAUCUAUAGCAAAAUCAGCAUUAUGGGGCUCAAGUUUGUGCAUAGCUGAUGCUCACACUCCAUCCUCAGUGACAAAACAUAGUUGACAAGGCUUUUCUGAACCACUAAGAUGUACUGUAUGUGCUAUAUGUCUUCUAUGUAAUACAACAACUCAUGUCAUCUGAGUUGGCGUGAUGAAGAUACCAAUACUGGCUACGUGCUGAGUGACGUCAUGCUUAUGUAGCUCAAGAUGCAACCAACAGUUGCAAGGGAAAAAUUUGGAUGUCAGCUACAAAUUGAAAGGUUGGUAGUUGGAUCUCCAUCUGCUCCAGUCAAUAUGUCAAAUAUCCUUGGGCAAGUUGCUCUCUGAUGCAUCCAUCGGAGUAUGAAUGUGUGACAGAUAGAAAGCAUUUACAUAGAAAAAGUGCUUGUGUGAAUCGGUGUGAAUGGAUAAAAUGGGUCACGAAGAGGGUGCUGUACCAAAAGCCUCCUUGUGAUGGCUUUGGUUGCUAGCAGAUUACCCAUAGUUUGUUACCCAUAGUUUGUUACCCAUAGUUUGUUACCCAUAGUUUGCAUGUAAGACAUGAGAUUAUAUGCAAACACUCAAAAGCUACUCACCAGAUGGUAGUCAAACUGUAAAAACUGCAACACAAGGCAGAUAUGGAGAAUAACUGCCUUUAACGUAAAAGUUACGUCUCAACACAACAAUCAACACGUUUCAAAACACCCAACUCUAUAAAAUACAUAUGUCUAUAUUAAAUUAAAAGCACAACAAUAAGUAACUGGUAUGUAGAAAUUGGUAUUCUGAGAGCACAACGUUGUCAGUUGCAUGUUGUGUUUGUUGUUGUGUUUAUCUUCACAAUAAUAUUUCCAGGUCCGAAUGUCAGAAAUUCAUCAAUCUAAACAAUAUGGAUCCCUGGAAAUUCUGACACAAUAAUAGUGUUAUUAAUGUUUUCUAAUUAUGUACUUUUCUAACCUUUCCAGUACUUCUUAGCUGUGUAUAUUACCUUGAGUUUGGGAGUCUGUACUGAAAAUAAAAAUAGAAUGAAAUAUUGACUAUUUAUCUUCAGGGCUAAAAGUGAGAUGGAGAAAUUAAAGGAAAGAUUAAAGAUUUGUAUGCUGCAUGAGUUGAUGUUCAGUGGUUGAGAUACAGCUCUUUAAACUGCUUGAAGUGCCCCUGAAUGUCUCUGUUUUAAAGUAGCUUUUUGUUUGUUUGUUUGUUUGUUUGUUUGUUUGUUUGUUUGUUUGUUUGUUUGUUUGUUUGUUUGUUUGUUUGUUUGUUUGUUUGUUUGUUUGAGUUAAAUGUGAAAAUGUGGACCUGCCUUAAUCUACAGUUGUGGUAAGAAGUUACAUACAAUACAUCAUAGGGAUAAAUCCAGCACCAGUAACUUAAGGAACUAAGUUAGUA
Molecule: messenger RNA, 4453 nt
Organism: Maylandia zebra (zebra mbuna)
Lineage: Eukaryota; Metazoa; Chordata; Actinopteri; Cichliformes; Cichlidae
Gene: slc1a8a
Product: solute carrier family 1 member 8a
Biological process (GO): L-glutamate transmembrane transport
Cellular component (GO): plasma membrane
Molecular function (GO): L-glutamate transmembrane transporter activity; glutamate:sodium symporter activity; neutral L-amino acid transmembrane transporter activity
Source: RefSeq, a predicted model, not a curated record